Messenger RNA from Brassica rapa (field mustard), 3924 nucleotides. RefSeq names its product chloride channel protein CLC-b. NCBI's taxonomy places the organism in Eukaryota, Viridiplantae, Streptophyta, Magnoliopsida, Brassicales, Brassicaceae. The record is from RefSeq and is a predicted model, not a curated record. Gene Ontology annotation, biological process: transmembrane transport; chloride transport. Gene Ontology annotation, cellular component: intracellular membrane-bounded organelle; plant-type vacuole membrane. Gene Ontology annotation, molecular function: nitrate:proton symporter activity; voltage-gated chloride channel activity.
ACAAACAGAAGAAUAACUUAAUUGAAUAAUAUUGACAAAAAAAAAUACGUAAUUGAAUAAUAGCUAUUGUUUAAGUUUAUUUUCUCAUAAAAUAAAUGAGAGAGCAAAAAUCACAUGAACCACGGGAGGACACGUGUCGGGUCAAGAGACAGCCAAUUGGAGCAGAGUGGUCUUCGAUAAGACAAGUAUUCUGAGUGGCCCCCUAGCGACAAGAUCGCCGUUCGAUACUCUUCUUGCGAUAUAAAUCACAUGUACAUGUUGGCUUCUUGCGCGAAUUAAUCUUAUGGUCUAGUUUGCACAAUACAUUUUCUUACCCUAUUAUUAUUAUUGUUUUGUUGUUACUCUGUACAUUACCUACUGGGUCCGAUUUAUUUUGGUCAAUAGUUCGUUUUGGUUAGAAGUCUGUGUCUCGAAUUAAUCAUUUGAGCGAAGGAAGAAAAAGUGAUUAAUAAUCUAUCUAAAAGUGUCUGUUUGAUCACCUCAAGAGUUGAAGGUUUUAUAACCGUUAGAUUUCAAGAAGGCUUGAUACAUUUGAACUGUUACAUGUGUCUACAUUGAUGUGCUCAAAAAUACUGCUGAUCCAUCGGAUCAUGUAUCGGCUGAGUUGGGGAGGUUAACAAAUAGUCUUUUAAUCCACUUGUAGCAUACUAACAUUUGUCAAUUGUCUUUAACCAAAAACAAAACCGUCUGGAUCAUAAUUAUAUUUCUAGUCGAACUAAAUCUUAUUUUCUUUUAUCUAAAGAAAGUUGAUAAACUGCUAGGUUUUAUAAAAAUAUUUGGCUAGCCAUUUCUUUUGUUGUAAAGAAAAAGAUAAGCUGAUAGUGUAUGUCUAUGGAUAUACAAACUAGGCCACAAGUCAAGAAGUCACAUCCCUACGUUUUUUUGGUAAUAAUCAUAUCCCUACGUUCUUUGUUUUUGUUUUGUUAUACAUAUCUCCUACCUUAUACGUAUAAACUUACCCGUCUGCUUACCUUUUACUUGUUAUUUAUUUGUUCACAUAUACUGUAAUAUUUAAGUGGCCAAUCAUGAUCUCAUCUUGUACUGUAGCAUAUGUAUGAGUAACAUAUUUCUAUUCGUUGCCCUUUCACAAUAAAGAAUAAUUAUUAAACGCUCAUUUAACAAAGAUUCAACACAUGAUAUUAAAAUCUCGUAUAUAUCUACAUGUUCUUCUUCUACAUAUGCGUAUGUAUACAUGUACAAGUAUAAAACUUUGUAGAAAGCAAAAACAAAGAAAAAAAACACCGAAAAACCAAUUUGCAUGAAAAAAUAAAUAACUAAAACAAAAGAAAAACACCAAGAAGUGCUUUCUUUAAUAGAGAAAGCUCUUCAAGAACCUUAAAACAGUUCUGUUGUAGAGUUUCCGACCAAAAGCCAGUUUCUUCUUUAUCUGAUAGGGAGAAAGAAAGACUUAUGGAAGAAGAUUUACACCAGAUUGUUAAUAGUUGUAACUACAAUGGAGAAGAGGAAGAGCAAGGAGACCCAGAGAGCAACACACUGAACCAGCCUCUGGUUAAGGCUAACCGAACACUAUCUUCAACUCCACUUGCUUUGGUCGGUACAAAGGUUUCUCACAUCGAGAGCUUGGACUAUGAAAUAAACGAGAACGAUUUGUUUAAACAUGAUUGGAGAAAAAGAUCAAAGACACAAGUGCUUCAAUACAUAUUCUUGAAAUGGACAUUCGCUUGUCUUAUCGGUCUAUUCACUGGUCUUAUCGCCACUCUCAUCAACUUAGCCGUCGAAAACAUCGCUGGCUACAAGCUUUUGGCAGUUGGUCACUUCCUCGCCCAAGAAAGGUAUGUAACAGGUCUGAUGGUCUUUGCUGGCGGGAAUCUAGGGCUGACGUUGGUUGCGUCAGUGCUUUGUGUAUGCUUUGCUCCCACGGCUGCUGGGCCUGGCAUUCCUGAGAUCAAAGCUUAUCUUAAUGGCAUCGACACUCCCAACAUGUUUGGUGCUACCACUAUGAUCGUUAAGAUCAUUGGAAGCAUUGGAGCGGUUGCAGCUGGACUUGAUCUAGGCAAAGAAGGUCCUCUAGUUCACAUAGGAACCUGCAUAGCUUCAUUGCUCGGGCAAGGCGGACCAGACAACCACCGGUUAAAGUGGCGGUGGCUUCGUUACUUCAACAACGACAGAGACCGAAGGGAUCUUAUAACGUGUGGCUCAGCAGCUGGAGUCUGUGCAGCCUUCAGGUCACCUGUGGGAGGCGUGCUUUUCGCGCUCGAGGAAGUCGCCACUUGGUGGAGAAGCGCCUUGUUGUGGCGGACUUUCUUCAGCACAGCGGUUGUUGUGGUUGUUCUAAGGGAGUUCAUAGAGAUAUGCAACUCAGGCAAGUGUGGAUUGUUUGGAAGAGGAGGGCUUAUCAUGUUUGAUGUGAGUCAUGUAACUUAUACUUACCAUGCGACUGAUAUAAUCCCUGUCAUGUUGAUUGGUGUCAUCGGUGGAGUUCUUGGGAGUCUCUACAAUCACUUUCUCCAUAAAGUUCUCCGGCUUUACAAUCUCAUCAACCAGAAGGGUAAGAUCCAUAAGGUGCUUCUUGCUCUUACUGUAUCUCUCUUCACAUCGGUUUGUCUCUACGGUCUUCCUUUCUUAGCGAAAUGCACGCCUUGUGACCCCUCCAUAGAAGAGAGAUGCCCAACGAAUGGUAGAUCAGGAAACUUCAAACAGUUCCAUUGCCCAAAAGGCUACUACAGUGAUCUAGCUACUCUGCUUCUCACCACCAACGAUGAUGCUGUCAGGAACAUCUUCUCUUCCAACACUCCUAAUGAGUUCAGCAUGGGCUCCCUCUGGAUAUUCUUUGUUCUCUACUGCAUCUUGGGGCUUUUCACAUUUGGUAUUGCAACGCCGUCUGGUCUCUUCCUCCCAAUCAUCCUCAUGGGUUCUGCGUAUGGAAGAAUGCUUGGUGGGUUGAUGGGAUCUUACACUAGCAUUGACCAAGGGCUUUACGCUGUCCUUGGCGCAGCUUCGCUCAUGGCUGGAUCCAUGAGGAUGACUGUAUCACUCUGUGUUAUAUUUCUUGAACUCACCAACAACCUUCUUUUGCUUCCCAUUACGAUGAUAGUGCUUCUGAUUGCCAAAACUGUGGGAGAUAGCUUUAACCCAAGUAUCUAUGAUAUCAUACUGCAUCUUAAGGGGUUACCUUUCUUGGAAGCGAAUCCGGAGCCGUGGAUGAGGAACCUCUCCGUUGGUGAGCUUGGUGAUGCUAAGCCUCCGGUUGUAACCCUGCAAGGUGUAGAGAAGGUUGCUAAGAUAGUUGAUGUGCUAAGGAACACGACGCAUAAUGCGUUCCCUGUUUUAGAUGAAGCAGAAGUACCUCCUCAAAUGGGUCUAGGAACUGGGGCUAUAGAGCUUCAUGGGUUGAUCCUGAGAGCCCACCUGGUUAAAGUUCUGAAAAAGAGAUGGUUCUUGACAGAGAAGAGAAGAACAGAGGAGUGGGAGGUCAGGGAGAAGUUUCCAUGGGAUGAACUGGCUGAGAGAGAAGACAACUUUGACGAUGUGGCAAUCACAAGCUCUGAGAUGCAAAUGUAUGUUGAUCUUCAUCCUCUCACUAACACAACACCUUACACUGUUAUGGAGAACAUGUCUGUGGCCAAGGCUUUGGUGCUGUUCCGGCAAGUGGGACUCCGACAUUUGCUUAUUGUUCCCAGGAUUCAAGCCUCAGGAAGAUCUCCUGUCAUUGGGAUCUUAACCAGGCAGGAUCUAAGGGCAUACAACAUUCUACAAGCUUUUCCUCACUUGGAAAAAUCCAAAGGUAGAAAAGCACACUGAAUCGCUACUCAAUUUGUUUUACCUGUUGUCUGUAAAAAUGGCUCUGCAGCUAUGUUGUUGUCUUCCCAUUCUUGAAGAUGUUUCUGUCCAGUUUUGCACUUUUUUCUUCAUACCAAACAGAAGACUCAUAAGUUAAAAAUAUUGCACAGAUCUCUUUUAAUA